UUUCAGCCGUCUUGCCACGCCAGCAGGUCCCGCUCGCGGGCAAAGCUGGCCAAGAUGGAGACCGGGGCGGCCCAACUUUGCGAUGCAUGCCGCCAGCUCGACCUCACGCUAAACAAGUUCAAGAUCACGGCCAGCACCGGCUCCGACAGCAGAUUUGCCAGACCCAAUAAGAAACCGUUCGCCACUUUGGCCCAGCUGCACGCGAGAAAAUCCAACUGCCGUUUGUGCGCCGCCGUUUGGGACGCCGUGUCCUACGAAGGACAGGAGCAGCUGCCAAUUAACACCAUCCUCUACAUAUCUUGGGAGAUAGACGGCCGGGUCGAGCUCGGCAAAGACAGAUUCAUCAAAAAAUCCAGGCGGAUCCGGAUAUCCUGGAAGCCAGACCCAGCAGCUGCUAGCAGCCUCCAACAAUACAUCUUCAUCAUCUGCCUCGCUCACCCAGAAGCCACCCCUUCCGAAAGGCGCUUUUUGGGUCGCCGGGUCGUGCAAGAGUCCGAUAAGAUCUCCCUGAUCCGGUCCUGGAUUAUCCUGUGCGCGGGCGGGCAUGGGCAAGGGUGUAGGAGCUCGCUAUCUCCCGGGAAUAGUGCCCAAGAGCAGUUUUACCAGCUGGUCGAGGGCCCUUACUUUGGCGUUAUAGACGUUGUGGAUAUGCAGCUGAAGCCCUUACCCAAGAUAGCGAGCCGUAUGGUUGCUAACUAUGUGGCCUUGAGCUAUGUUUGGGGCCGCGACCCGGGCUCAGCUCCAUAUACGUCCACCCGGUCCAACGUCAUGCGCCACAUCCAAAAAGGCGGACUUGGAGCUGCCUGGGAUAAACUGCCUGCCACCAUCAAAGAUGCAUUCUUGUUGGUGCGGCGGCUGGGCCUCCGCUACCUCUGGGUAGAUUCGCUUUGUAUUACCCAGGACAGCCGGGUUUCUUGGAACUUUAACGCGCAAUCCAUGCACCUCGUCUACGGCUAUGCACUUUUUACCAUCUGCGCGGCCGACGGCGAUGCGACUACAGGGUUGAGGGCUGUGAGGCGAACCCUCGCCGAGAUGGAGUCGGCCGUGCUGAAAAGUAGGACUGGCAUGCCCUCUUCGCAAGCUACCGACGCUACCGAUGCCAACUUGCUAUCAGGGCACGCCCCAGGUGCGAUGGGCGGCCAGGAAAAUACGUCCAUCGUCGUCGAGUACAGUCCCGGGAUCGAUCUGCUUGUCUGCAGAUCCCCCGAGGCCGUCAUUGAGGCAUCUGCUUGGAGCAGCCGCAGUUGGACAUUCCAAGAACAGCUCCUUUCCAAAAGGUGCCUGAUAUUUGCCGAGGGCAAAGUCUACUUCCAGUGUCAAACAUCAUUCAUGUCGCAAGACGUCCACACCGAGCCCAUCCCUCAGCGCAACGGCGAUGGCAGCAACGACGGCCACGAACUUGGCUGGUCUCUCGAUUCGGAAUAUUCCGCCCAGCGAACCUUGGCCGAGCUGGAGACGCGGGCCUUUUGGUUCUACAUGAAAUGCGUCCAGCAGUACACGGGCCGAAUACUAACCAACCCCAAUGACGUGGGUGCGGCUUUCCAUGGGGCCUCGUGGCUUUUUAGCCAGCACAUGCGCUCCAACAUCAUCUACUGUCUGCCAGCCUCGCAUUUCGACCUUGCUCUCCUUUGGACGCCCUGUUCCCAGCUCCAGAGGCGCAAGCUUGAUCGGCAGUCGCAGCAUCGAGCUGGGGGCGGUCUCUGCUCGCAGGGUUCGAUUGAGGGAUGCUCUUGUAAAAGAGGCGAGGAAAGCUCCGAUAACGGAGAGUUUCCCAGCUGGUCGUGGGCCGGCUGGAUGGGUGGCAAGGCUGAGUACUCGCCUCAUAUGGUAGAAGGCUGUGUUUUAAACGUGCGGGAGUGGCUUCGAGAUCACACGUGGAUAGUGUGGCACGUUCGAGACGAGUCGGGGACCCUGCGUCCUCUUUGGAACAGUUCCCUUUGUCGCGAGACGGUUGUGCAAGAGGAGCGCUGGAGGGGCUACCGCGGCAGGUUUGGCGACUUUCCAAAUUCCGGAAAUCCGCCGCCGGCGCCUUGGCAAGAUGGCCGAAAAAGCACGAGACACGCCGCCCGCUCUCCCCAGCCAACUACGGGGUCAUUUCAGUACAAGGCUCUCGGUGAUCAACACCUGCUCCGGGAACAAGAGGACAUUUAUGGCCGCCGGGUCCGACACCAGAAGCUGCCAAGCGCAGACUUUGUCGGGAUCCUUCCCGAUCACCCUUUCGGCGUGCGCAUAGGGUCGUUUACGUCCAUCGCAGUCCGAUUGAUGCCCACGCUGCAGUUCUUCACCCAUUUGACAAUGCUCAAGGUUUUCGUCAGGGAUGAAAAUGUUGGCAGCGUGCAGUGCGACCAGGCGGCGCGCACAAACAGCCCGACGGACCCCACGGAGUCUUGUUGCUCGCGGACAAAAGACUCGUUGGAACGCAACGACGGCCAUGACAGAAACGUUGGUGGCAGCGCCACCAGCGGCCCUAGGUCUGUUACCACGGCAGGGGGAGAAAAGGAUAGGGCUGACAGCACGGCGAGCGGGCCGAACCCCGAACCUUGCGGCGCCGACGGACCGGUUCCAAACGCUGGCUCACAGCUGCCCGAAAGCCGCUGCGACAUUUUCGACAAUACCAACGACUGGUGCGGGGCCAUCAUGCUGCCGAAGCCGUGGAUCACGGCGCGGCAGGGGCUGGAGCUCGUGUUCAUCGCGCUCAGCGACGCCAUAACGUUUACUGACGAGGAGUGUCCGUCGUGGAAUCGCUACGUCCCCAAGAUGAAGAGCGACAGCCAGUGGGACCUGUAUUACGUCAUGUUGCUCGAGAAAUCAGCGGAUAACACCUUGUGGGAGCGCCGGGCAGUCGGGAAGGUGUUCAAGCUGGCUUUUGCGACAUCGACCUGGGAAGAGAUUCAGCUGGGGUAAUGGCCGGCUUUGGUUGCCGACAGGAUGCGCAUCGCGUUGCACGGCACCAACGGCUCCCCCGAGGAGGCCAUGAGGAAAUACGUCGUCGGUGGUGUGUCCAA
This is a messenger RNA of Gaeumannomyces tritici R3-111a-1, 3005 nucleotides long. RefSeq lists its product as hypothetical. NCBI's taxonomy places the organism in Eukaryota, Fungi, Ascomycota, Sordariomycetes, Magnaporthales, Magnaporthaceae. The coding region runs from base 55 to 2904 and encodes 949 amino acids. The transcript has 2 exons. The record is from RefSeq and is a predicted model, not a curated record.